AUGAGGCAAAUUGCUGUUUUCGGUACUUCAGCGUACCCAAAUCUGAGGCGAAAAACUACACUCGCUGAUGUUGGGUAUGCUGUACUUAAUGAAACUGUGGCACCAGCCCCGGAUGGUUGUACCGUCAAUAGUAUUAGUGAUUUAUACUUGGUCAUCUCCGCCUGCACCACUAUUAAUGUCGGUUCUUUUGAAGUACCGGCCGCCAAGCAGCCUCUGAUUAUGUAUCUGAAAACUGGAACUAGAAUAACAUUUACUGGACAGAUUGUAUUUGCUAAGCGUGCAGUAAAAGGCUAUUUAAUUGAAAUUUUUGGUAAAAAUGUACAUGUUUUGGGAUCAAGUACUCAUCAGUUUCACGGUCAUGGAGAAUUAUAUUGGGAUGGCAAAGGAGGCGCUGGUUCGCCCAAACCAGUCUUCAUGUACCUAAGAGGAAUUAAUUCAGUGUUUAUAGGACUUCACCUUUUAAAUUGCCCUAUGAGAUGUGUUGCCAUCGAUAAUUCCAAUAAUAUCAUCGUUUCUCGUUUUCUAAUUGAUAAUCGUGCGGGAGCACACGGCACUGCAGCUCGAGGAAAAGAGGGUCACAAUACUGAUGGAUUCGAUGUCGCUAAAACUCAAUAUCUGAUUUUAAGAGAUCAUGUAAUUUAUAAUCAAGAUGAUUGCGUCGCCAUUAAUGAUGGUGCUCACAUGGUGAUUGACAACUUAUACUGUGAUGGAAGCCAUGGAUUUGAUAUUGCCACUGGAAUGUCCACCACGGAUGUCAAUAGAAAUGUGGUUUAUAAUAUAACAUUCCAAAACUCCCUGUUGUACGAUGGAAUGUACGGUCUUCAUAUUCUAACUUGCAAUGACGGUGGUACCGGAUACGUAAAAAAUGUCUACUAUAAGAACAUCACUUUUAGCGGACCUUCUGACUAUGGAAUCAUGAUUCAGCAAGACUUCGCCAACCUUGCUCAAGGUUCAACCGGGCAUGCAACUGGAAAUGUUCCAAUUUCUAAUGUGAGAUACGAAGGCAUAACGGGCGAAAUGAAUGGAAAAUAUUCAUAUGCUCUAAGUAUUCGUUGUGCAACUGAUGGUUGCUCUGAUAUUGAAUUCAACGAAGUGAGCAUCACUAAUGCCAAGUCCAGCAAUGAAUGCAAAAACUACAUCAUAAGCGGAUGGUGUUAGGAAAAUAUAGUUGCUUGUAUUUUCCUUGUUAAAAAUAUUAAUAAAUAAUUAAAUUUA
This is a messenger RNA of Anthonomus grandis grandis, 1215 nucleotides long. RefSeq lists its product as uncharacterized. Gene Ontology annotation, cellular component: extracellular region. Lineage: Eukaryota; Metazoa; Arthropoda; Insecta; Coleoptera; Curculionidae. The coding region runs from base 1 to 1158 and encodes 385 amino acids. The record is from RefSeq and is a predicted model, not a curated record. The transcript is spliced from 5 exons. Gene Ontology annotation, biological process: pectin catabolic process. Gene Ontology annotation, molecular function: polygalacturonase activity.